GACACCGUUUUUAGUGCAGCUAGACCAGCUAACUUUUUCAAUGCUAAACACUAGAAGUUAGCAAGGGAGAGCGAACGCAUGCCAGUUUCUAGCUGCCUAUCGUAUACACAAAUGACAGCAAACUGCACUCGUAUAAACCGCUAAGCCGCUCCGAACAAAGUUCGCAAGCGAUGAGUGGUUUUGUGGUGAUAGCAAAGGCCAGAGUGAGAGCCAGGUUUUUACAUUGACCCACAUGCAUGUGUUUGGCAAGAGAGUAAAGUCAAGUGUGAUGUACACAUACAAAAAUGCCAAUCUACAACCAAAUAAAGUGAAGUUAAGUCGUGCUGAGGGAGACCGAGUUCAGCCGGGAGUUGCAUGUUUGGUUGGCCAGCAUGUGAAUGUAGGUGAAAAGCAAACGGCCAGAAACGUCAGUUUCCAAUUGACAUUUGUCUGUUUUACUUUGUGUUUCCAUUUACUUUUGACGUUUUGAGGUUUGCUAUUGACGUUUUAUACGGUCAACGCCGUGCCCAUUGCGUCCAUCUAUUUACGCGAGUUGUGUGUGUUGCUUUGUGAGCUGAGCCAAGCUGUGCUGUUUUGUUUAUUCCAAAGCUUCGUAAUAAAUUUUUACUAUUUAUUGUUGUUAAGUGCAUAGUUAAUUGCUGGAAACUUUUUAUUUGUGCUGCUGUUGACCUUUGCUUUCUUUACGCGCUGGUGCUAUAAAAUUCAUAAACUGAAACAAAAUAAACAAAAUGUGUUCAAUUAAAAUCGUGCUGCAAAUUCUACUAAUCAGCGUCGCGUUGAGUGGUACAACGUUGGCUAUAAAUUGUUACGUCUGCGAUGCCUCUGACACAAAAACACCCUUCCAGUGUGGCGAAUGGUUCGAACGCUUCGAUGAUCCCGAUAUUCAGCCCCAGAACUGUUCCAAUGUCCAUGAAGCGAAGUAUUGCAUUAAGCACAUUGGGCGUUACGAGGGUGGCAUAGGUGCGAAACGCUUCUGCUCUUCCAAGGAUUUGGGCAAUUACUGUGAUUAUGUGAAGAACAAAGGUGAUCGCAUGGAUUAUCGCUCCUGCAUCUUUACCUGCGACACAGAUGGCUGCAAUGCAGCGGGUAGCUUGAGACCAUGGUUAGCUGUCAUUGUUGGCUCAUUAGUUUUGGCCAGAUUUUGGCGUUGCUGAGUAAGGUGACACUAAGCUGUGCGCAUGAAUAACUCGAAAUAUGUAGCUUUAAGCCCGCUAUCAUUGUAACUAAUUAUUAUAUAAUUAAUUUUUGGUCUGUAAAAAAGUGCCUUGUGUUCUUCAAGUCCUACAUACAAAUAGUUUACAAUAAAAAAUAAAAUGUUUACUUAUAAAAA
Bactrocera oleae (olive fruit fly) is the source of this 1330-nucleotide messenger RNA. It is a transcript of the gene bou, whose product is annotated as glycosylphosphatidylinositol anchored membrane protein boudin. The record is from RefSeq and is a predicted model, not a curated record. Gene Ontology annotation, biological process: positive regulation of voltage-gated potassium channel activity; sleep; regulation of synaptic transmission, cholinergic. Lineage: Eukaryota; Metazoa; Arthropoda; Insecta; Diptera; Tephritidae.